Manihot esculenta (cassava) is the source of this 762-nucleotide messenger RNA. RefSeq lists its product as uncharacterized. Lineage: Eukaryota; Viridiplantae; Streptophyta; Magnoliopsida; Malpighiales; Euphorbiaceae. The transcript has a single exon. The record is from RefSeq and is a predicted model, not a curated record. Bases 180 to 548 code for a protein of 122 amino acids.
ACCAAAGCAAUUCCAUUCCAAGCUCAUCCAUUUCCAUGGGCUGAACCCACUAUAAAACCAGCUUUGCUUCUCACAAUUUGGCAGAUACCCAUUAAUUCUCUACCUUCAAAGCUUCAGCCUUCAGCAGCGACUAGAACAGAAAAAAAAAAACAAGAAGAAGAAAAGAAGAAGAAGAAGUCAUGGAAGGCCUGAUUCCUUAUCUCCUCCAUGCAAUGAAGAAACAAAGGCCUCAAAACAGCUGCAGGUCUUUCUCUGCAAGCUCAAGCCGUAGCUACCAUUUGUUACUCAGCGGCGGGGACUCCUUCAACGGCUCUUCUCACAGGCGAACCAGGUCGGAGUUCCAGCCACCAAGUGUGGAGUUUUUGGAGCAACGGUCUGGUCUUGAUGGAUAUCUCAAUUCAAGCAGCUUGAGAAAACGGUCGGUGAAUUCUCCCUCAAUGGCUGCAGCUGGUUCAAAGCUUACUUCUUAUAAUAACAAAAAUAAUAAUCUUCACUAUGGGAAAAAUAAUAUUUUCUCAUCUCAGCCAAUGAAAGGUACUUCAAAAUGAAAGACAUUUGUGAAUUAUUUUUUGUAUUAAUUGUAUUUUAUAUUUUUUUAAUAUUAAAUGUUGCAAGAUAAAAUUAUAUUUUAUUAUGAUUAGGAUAGAUAUGUGGUGGAAUUAAUUGUACAGUUGAUGGAAAUUGUGUAUUUGAUUGUUGAAGUUCUAUGUUUUCCUUGGCAAAAUGCCAAUUAAUAAAUAUAUUGUAUCCUAUUUUUUCUUU